Messenger RNA from Cynara cardunculus var. scolymus (artichoke), 264 nucleotides. Its product is annotated as mini zinc finger protein 2-like. Gene Ontology annotation, molecular function: DNA-binding transcription factor activity; transcription cis-regulatory region binding. Gene Ontology annotation, cellular component: nucleus. The record is from RefSeq and is a predicted model, not a curated record. The transcript has a single exon. NCBI's taxonomy places the organism in Eukaryota, Viridiplantae, Streptophyta, Magnoliopsida, Asterales, Asteraceae. Gene Ontology annotation, biological process: regulation of DNA-templated transcription; regulation of developmental process. The coding region runs from base 1 to 264 and encodes 87 amino acids.
AUGAAGAAACAACAAGUAGUGAUAAAGAAGAAUAAAACUUCGAGUCCAUCGGUGAUUCGAACAGUUCAUUACGGACAAUGCUUGAAGAACCAUGCGGCUAGCAUCGGCCGGUAUGCGGUAGACGGGUGCAGAGAGUUCAUGGCAAGCGGAGGCGAAGGAACGAGAGGUGCGCUGUCGUGUGCCGCCUGCGGCUGCCACCGGAAUUUCCACCGGAGAGAUGUAGAUGAGGUUGCUUGUGAGUGUUCUUCAACUUCUGACAAUUAA